This is a messenger RNA of Neomonachus schauinslandi (Hawaiian monk seal), 859 nucleotides long. It is a transcript of the gene RPL23A, whose product is annotated as ribosomal protein L23a. Gene Ontology annotation, molecular function: structural constituent of ribosome; rRNA binding. The coding region runs from base 255 to 815 and encodes 186 amino acids. The transcript has 4 exons. The record is from RefSeq and is a predicted model, not a curated record. Lineage: Eukaryota; Metazoa; Chordata; Mammalia; Carnivora; Phocidae. Gene Ontology annotation, biological process: translation; ribosomal large subunit assembly. Gene Ontology annotation, cellular component: ribosome; cytosolic large ribosomal subunit.
UCCCCCUGUUUGUACUCUCUAAUAAAAAAUAAGAAGCCUUUAAAAAAAAAUUAUAGUUCUCAGCUUAGUUUUUUUUUUUUCUUUCUCGUGUUAGAGCUAUAUAGGUAGCUAAAACCACUAGCACACAUCUUGUCAAGUAUCAAGCGUUGGAUCAUUGCUAGUUCCUUUUUUUCUUCGUCGUAUUCCUGAAGUUACUCUCUGAGUUCGCCCCGGUAUCGUGCAUAUGAUGGAAAAAUUUUAACCUGAGACUUGUGAUGUCGUCAAAGGAACCACUGAUGCACGUGUGGGGUGGAGCGCCCGUUAGGGGUUUUGAGGACGGAAGUAAUUGGUUUCUGAGUCCCGUGCCCUCAUUUUCUUUCUUUCUCUCAGCCCCUGCCCCUCCCAAAGCCGAAGCCAAAGCAAAGGCUUUGAAGGCCAAGAAAGCGGUGCUGAAAGGCGUCCACAGUCACAAAAAAAAGAAGAUCCGCACGUCACCUACAUUCCGACGACCCAAGACACUGCGUCUGCGGAGGCAGCCCAAAUAUCCUCGAAAGAGCGCCCCCAGGAGAAACAAGCUUGAUCACUAUGCCAUCAUCAAGUUCCCCCUGACUACUGAGUCAGCCAUGAAGAAAAUAGAAGACAACAACACGCUUGUGUUCAUUGUGGAUGUCAAGGCCAAUAAGCACCAGAUCAAACAGGCUGUGAAGAAGCUCUAUGACAUUGACGUGGCCAAGGUCAACACCUUGAUCAGGCCUGAUGGAGAGAAGAAGGCAUAUGUUCGACUGGCUCCUGACUAUGAUGCUUUGGAUGUUGCCAACAAAAUUGGAAUCAUCUAAACUGAGUCCAGCUGGCUAAAUCUAAAUAUAAAUCUUUUCACCAU